CAACUCCGCUAAAGUUUACUGUUGCUCACCCUCAUUCGUUUGUUUUGAAAAAGCCGUGGACGGAAUUUAGAUAUUUGAAACAACUUUUUCACCAUCUUAACGUCAUUUUAGCUGCUGUAAUUAGUUGUGUCUAUUAUAUAGUGAGCAUUUAUUCAGCAAAACGUCAAACGUUGUAAGAUUGUUAUAUCUUUAAUGCUGGUUAUCCAAUUAGCUAGCAUUCGCUACAAAUUUUGCGAAGUUAACUACCUAAUAACUUCAUAAUGCACUGCAGAGUAUUUUUUGCUUAAUAUUAUUGUCAGUUCUUGACAGCAAUAUGAGCUUUCUUGUGGCAAUUUGUUACUGAACCAGGACACAGUUGAUUUCAUCUCCAUCUCUGGUCUAAGCGUGGACCAGCAGCGGGAUGUCCCAGCACGCUUUACAUUCGGUGGGGAAAAAUACAUGGCGUUCUCUCCCAUGUUCACUCUCCGAACUUCGGUUAGACCUUACGCUUGGAUGUGGACAAACCUUCCGAUGGCGUGAGACAGGAGAAGGCCACUGGACAGGGGUGAUGGGAGGACGAGUGUGGACGCUCACUCAGAAUGAAGACACUUUAUGGUACCACGUCUACCAUUGCCAUGGAAACCCAGGGCUAAUUAAUGGAAGGAAACGGAAAACAGCGGCGGGACUUAAAGGUUCAGGGAAGAAAUCAAAAGAAACCAUUGCUGUGAAGGAGGAAGAGAAGGCGGAGAUGCUUGACACCGUGAGCUCAGAGGAGGACAAGAAAGAAGAAGAGCUUCUGAGAGACUAUUUUCAGCUGCAUGUUAAACUGGAGAACCUAUAUGAGGAAUGGAGCAGUGCAGAUCAACACUUCAAUCACACAGGCAAUAUCUUCAGAGGAGUGCGGAUGUUGCGUCAGGACCCUGUGGAGUGUCUCUUCUCAUUCAUCUGUAGUUCCAAUAAUCACAUCUCCCGGAUUCAGGGCAUGGUAGAGAGACUGUGUAACACACUGGGCACACCCCUUUGCAAGCUGGAUAACACACACUAUCAUGACUUCCCCUCUAUACAGACACUAGCGGACAGUAGUGUGGAGGCACGUCUGCGUGAUAUGGGCUUUGGCUACCGAGCUCGUUUCCUGUGGCGGAGCGCGCACCUCAUCAUGAGCACCCUCGGUCCCGACUGGCUCUACGAGCUCCGCAGCACCCCGUACUUGCAGGCCAGAGAUGCACUCCGGACACUCCCUGGUGUCGGCCUCAAGGUGGCCGACUGUGUAUGUUUGAUGUCACUGGACAAGUCUGAAGCCGUCCCCGUAGAUACACAUGUGUGGCAGAUUGCUAAGCGUGACUAUAGCUGUGCUGCAGGUAUUGGAAAGAAGACUCUGACUGAUAAAGUCUAUCAAGAGAUUGGUGAUUUCUUCAGGAAGAUUUGGGGUUCCUAUGCAGGCUGGGCCCAGUCUGUAUUGUUCUGUGCUGACCUAAAGAAGUUCCAGAAGUUGAAAGAAGUUCCAGACAGUAAAAGAUGAGAGAACAGGGCAAAUGGUUGGGGGGGGAUAACAAACAGCAAGAAGAAAGGGACCAUGAAAAAGAAUUCAAACGUGGAAGAGUGAGGUCUCUCUUACAAAGACAUUCUUUGACUCUCAGCAUUGGACACACAAUGCAAGAGCUUUCUGGAGACUAUAAGAAAGACUCAGUAAAUAAUUCUAUGUAUACUUUUA
Molecule: messenger RNA, 1690 nt
Organism: Electrophorus electricus (electric eel)
Lineage: Eukaryota; Metazoa; Chordata; Actinopteri; Gymnotiformes; Gymnotidae
Source: RefSeq, a predicted model, not a curated record